AUGUCACCUGCGACGCCGUCAUCCAGAUUGCGCGACCCAGCUGCGGUGGGCACUAUCACCACAACAUGCUUUAUUUCUAAUCUGCACUGCCCGUCAUGUGUCGACGGCAUCCAAACCUCUCUCAGUGCGCUCGAUCCCCCGCCACAGGACGUGUUUGUUUCUAUCAUUUCGCAUUCAGUGGUUGUGCGUCACGCCACAAGCCUUGACGUCGACGAUAUUACAAUCUCACUGGAGGCUGCUGGGUUCGAGAUACAUAGUGUCUUCCAAGAUAACAAGGUGGUUACGAGUCCAGCUGAGAUUAGGAACCCCGAGGAAACGAGCAGGGAGUGGCAUACGAGUUUUGAACGUGCUGUGAACAAUUGGCUACGUCCUGUUCCAGAUCUCGACGGUUCGUACGACGAUAUGAAGAAGAAAGAAACACACCUCGCUCAAUGCGAGCAGUGCAAGAGAGAAGGUGGUGGGGUUAGCUUGCAUAGCGAGGAGGUGCUACCAUUCAAGCCUGCGCCUAUCGUUACGUCUUCGCCUAGGGGUAGCUUCGAUGGCUCUGCAUCGCUCGAACCAAAAUCGCCCAUAUCGGAGAAUUUCGUUACUGUCGACCCACCUGUGACCCCACAAGUCUACAGAGUCACGCUGGCUCUUACCGGAAUGACGUGCAGCUCGUGCGUCUCUGCCAUUACCCACGCGGUCCAACAACAUCCAUGGGUCCAAUCGGUCAACGUCAAUCUAUUGACAAACAGUGGAGUGGUUAUAUUCAGUGGCAAGGAGAGGUGCGCAGAGAUUGUCGAAACAAUCGAGGAUUGCGGGUUCGAUGUUGCAGUGGAGAAGCUUGAGGAGGUCCAAACCAUAUCAUCGGGAGCUGUAGCGGCACCAAAACAGCAGACGGAGAGAUGGCGCGCAACAUAUUCCCUUGGAGGCCUCACAUGCUCGGCUUGUGUUGGAAAUGUCAGUCAGGCGCUACAGCCUCUGACGUGGAUUGAAAAGGUUGAUAUCAACCUUAUCUCGAAUAGUGCGACGAUCAUAUUCAGAGGCAAAGAACAUCUGCCUGACAUCAAAGAAAGCAUCGAGGACGUUGGAUAUACCGCGACUCUUGAUCAGGUAAUCCAGGAAGGGAUCACAGUGACUGAGACUAUUGAACGCGCUGUCGCGAUCCGCAUAGACGGUAUGUUCUGCCACCACUGCCCAGACACCAUCACGCGAGGAUUGCAAGGAGCAUUCGCAGAAGAGGGUACUUUCGUAAUCGAAGAUCCGUCAAUAUCGCUUCAGCAACCCAUCCUACAUAUCAAAUACGUACCGGAUCCUCCUCGCUUCACGAUCCGAAAGAUCUUCGCAACGAUUGAGAGCCUCAACCCGGCUUUCCAAGCUUCGGUCUUCCAUCCUCCAACGCUUGAGGAGCGUGCGCAUCAGAUGCAUGCGCAAGAGCGGACACGUAUCUUGCUCCGCCUUAUACUGUGCAUCAUCGUCGCUAUCCCCACGUUCAUCCUCGGCAUUGUCUUUAUGAGCUUGAUCAGCUCCAACAACCCUAUCCGCAAGUACCUCAUGGGCAACAUGUGGGCAGGUCAUGUCACUCGGUUAAGCUGGGCGCUGUUCAUCCUCUCUACACCUGUUUACUUCUUCGCAGCUGAUACGUUCCACCGCCGCGCACUGAAAGAGCUGAGAUCGAUGUGGCGACCAGGAAGCCGGACCCCGUAUCUGCAUCGCUUCAUACGUUUCGGCAGCAUGAACAUGCUCAUCUCCCUCGGCACGACAAUCGCAUACCUGGCAUCGAUUGUUGAACUCAUCUUGGCCGCCACAAAGAAAUCUUCCGGCUCGAUGAACGACUCUUACUUCGAUGCAGUAGUCUUCCUGACCAUGUUCUUACUUAUUGGCCGGUUCUUGGAAGCUUACAGUAAAGCGAAGACUGGCGAUGCUGUCACCUCGCUUGGAAAACUCCGACCAAAUGAAGCUGUUCUCGUUGAUGCGGAGAUAGGCGACACUAAGAUCGCUACUGAUCUCUUAGAGAUUGGUGAUAUCGUCCGAGUCCAUAAUGGCACUUCGCCGCCGUUCGAUGGAGAUAUAAUUGAAGGCACGUCUAACUUUGAUGAAUCAAGCUUGACUGGCGAGUCGCGUCCGGUGAAGAAGGCAGAAGGCGACACUGUGUUUUCCGGUACCGUCAACAAAGGCGCGCCCGUCAAGAUUAGGGUUACGACGGUAUCCGGUACUUCGAUGCUAGAUCAGAUUAUCAAUGCCGUACGAGAAGGUCAGUCGCGUCGCGCGCCAGUCGAACGUGUCGCUGAUGCAAUCACCGCGCAUUUCGUACCUUUCGUCAUUGCCGCCGCCAUCACCACCUGGCUUGUUUGGCUCAUUCUCGGCACUACUGGUGCCAUACCGAGUGACUGGAAGAACGAGAGUGCUGGUGGCUGGGAGCUCUGGUCCCUUCGCUUUGCGAUAGCAGUCUUCGUCAUCGCUUGUCCCUGUGGCAUUGGCCUCGCUGCACCAACUGCACUCUUCGUGGGAGGUGGACUGGCUGCCAAACACGGUAUUCUUGUCCGCGGUGGCGGUGAAGCUUUCCAAGAAGCUAGCUCAUUGGACUGUAUUGUUUUCGACAAGACCGGUACCCUGACACAAGGUGGUGAUCCAGCAGUGACGAAUCACAAGUUCUCUGACGACCAGAAUGCUGAAUUUGUGCUGGGCAUCGUAAAGGCUUUGGAAGAGAACAGCAAUCACCCUAUUGCUCGGGCACUUGUAUCCUUCUGUAACAAGGAGGUUCAUGACACACCUGUAGCUGUCAACGUUGAUGAGGUGCCUGGAAAGGGCCUGAAGGGUACAUUCAGGGUCGAUGGCCAAGACAUUACCGCGAUCAUUGGCAACGAAAGCUUCAUGGCUGACCAUCAUGUUCCUUUCCUCGCCGAAGAUACCUCGUCGUUGCAAAAGUGGAAGUCUCAGGGAGACUCAGUUGCUUUGGUCGCCUUGUUUCUACCGCACAAUGGCGAUCGAGGUGCGACUCAGCCCUCCGAGCUAUGCAAUGGAUCUGAGUCCCUCUCCAUAGCCGUCACCGAGACCCAAGCUUCAUCAGCAUGGCGGCUCGCGUGUAUCUUCUCCAUCGCUGACCCGCUCCGUCCCGAAGCGCCAAGCGUCAUCUCAGCCCUGCAAGCACGUGGUAUAGACGUCUGGAUGUUAUCCGGCGAUAACCAAACCACAGCCAACGCCGUAGGCGCACAAGUUGGGAUCCCAACCUCCAAUAUCAUCGCAGGCGUGCUCCCAGACCAAAAAGCGGAGAAGAUUAAAUAUCUCCAGCAGACACUCACCAAGCCGCACAAGUCCCUUUUCCACAUCCCCUUCCUAUCCCGAAACAAGAAUGAAGGAAAAACUAAGAGGCAAAAACGUGCAACAGUCGCCAUGGUAGGUGACGGCAUAAACGACGCCCCUGCCCUCUCUAUUGCCGAUCUCAGCAUAGCAAUCGGCUCCGGCUCCGACAUCGCCCUCUCCUCGUCCUCCUUCAUUCUCAUCAACUCGCGCCUCACUACCAUUCUUACCCUUCUCGAUCUCUCCCGUGUAGUCUUCCGCCGUGUAUACUUCAAUUUCGGGUGGGCGCUCAUCUACAACCUGGUCGCCAUGCCAAUUGCUGCGGGCGUCUUGUUUCCUAUUACCACUGGCGGAAAUAAGAAGAUGGACAUGCAUCAUAACGGGAUUGGAAUGGAAGGGGGAAUGGCGAUGGAGGAGUCAGGCAGGAAACAUGUUAGACUUGAUCCUGUUUGGGCUAGUUUAGCCAUGGCAUUGAGUAGUGAUGCCUGGGGUGGGAUUUAG
Alternaria atra is the source of this 3783-nucleotide messenger RNA. RefSeq lists its product as uncharacterized. NCBI's taxonomy places the organism in Eukaryota, Fungi, Ascomycota, Dothideomycetes, Pleosporales, Pleosporaceae. Gene Ontology annotation, biological process: copper ion homeostasis; monoatomic cation transport. The record is from RefSeq and is a predicted model, not a curated record. The coding region runs from base 1 to 3783 and encodes 1260 amino acids. Gene Ontology annotation, cellular component: membrane. The transcript is spliced from 2 exons. Gene Ontology annotation, molecular function: copper ion binding; ATP binding; P-type divalent copper transporter activity.